UAUAACAACAACCGCUCAGGCAGGGCUGAUGGGAACAAGAAGAGAAAACGUGACCUCCUCGCCCUGCAUCAUUGACGAAUCCUACAAAUACAUCUUCCUCCCCCUCUGCUAUUCCUUCACCUUUGUCUUCAGCCUCUCGCUCAACUCAGUGGUCCUCUACCGCUCCUUCCGCCGCACCAAGCGCUGGAACGCCUCACUCAUCUACAUGGUCAACCUGGCCUCCACUGACCUGAUGUACGGACUCUCGCUGCCCCUCCUAGUCGCCAGCUACGUCAUGAGAGACCACUGGGUCUUCGGGGACUUCAUGUGCCGCCUGGUACGCUUCCUCUUCUACUUCAACCUGUACUGCAGCAUCUUCUUUCUCACCUGCAUAUCUGUGCACCGCUACUUGGGCAUCUGCCAUCCGAUGAGGACUGUCACCAUGGAGACAAAGAGGGCUGUCAAGGGGACCUGUUUGGUGGUGUGGGCUGUGGUGUUCAUAUUGACCAGCCCCAUCUUUCGCUUUGCUCAAACAGGUAACCUCACCAGAACAGUACAAGAAGGUAGCCGGGCAGGGAUGGGAGUCAAUGCCGGACCAGUAGAGGUCAUUCAGAAUUGCUGGGAUGAUGCCAUUGACACGGAGUUCCGGAUUUAUAUCCCAUACGGCAUAGUUCUCCACCUCUUGGGGUUUUUUGUACCAUUCACCAUCAUCGCCUGGUGCUACUCCCGUGUAGUCCUGACGAUCAUUCGAACCCUGCGCCUGCAGCCGUCCAUGCACGGAGUGGAGGUAGGAGGAAGUCCAAAAAGCAGUGGAAGAGCAGGGAAGAGAAGAGGUGCUGUGUCUGUCACCCUGGGGCCACAGUCCUCCUACGUUCGCCGCCGUCAUAAAUCCAUCAAAACCAUCAUCACCAUCACCCUACUCUUUGCACUGUGCUUCUUCCCCUUCCACGUGACUCGAACCCUUUUCCUCAUACUCAGAGUCACUAAGGGGGUGGAAUGCAACACCAUGAGGAUGGUUUCCAUCUGCUACAAGAUCACCAGGCCGCUGGCUUCAUUCAAUGCCUGGCUCAAUGCCCUGCUGUACUUUCUCACCAAGGAGAAGGGAGCCCGCUGCUGCCCUGCACCUGACCCUGCGCUCCAUGGCCUCCUCUGGCCCCUACGGAUGCUUGGAAGAGGGGAAGAUGAAGAGAAAGGAGGUAGGGAGGCAGAAAAUAAUAUAGACAAUGAAUCAAAAUCAUCAGGAAAUAUCUUCCGAGGCCUGGCUUAG
Scleropages formosus (Asian bonytongue) is the source of this 1246-nucleotide messenger RNA. RefSeq names its product P2Y purinoceptor 3-like. NCBI's taxonomy places the organism in Eukaryota, Metazoa, Chordata, Actinopteri, Osteoglossiformes, Osteoglossidae. Gene Ontology annotation, biological process: G protein-coupled receptor signaling pathway. Gene Ontology annotation, cellular component: membrane. The record is from RefSeq and is a predicted model, not a curated record. The coding region runs from base 29 to 1246 and encodes 405 amino acids. Gene Ontology annotation, molecular function: G protein-coupled receptor activity; oxysterol binding. The transcript has a single exon.